This is a messenger RNA of Gekko japonicus, 586 nucleotides long. RefSeq names its product phospholipase A2 inhibitor subunit gamma B-like. Lineage: Eukaryota; Metazoa; Chordata; Lepidosauria; Squamata; Gekkonidae. The coding region runs from base 164 to 586 and encodes 140 amino acids. The record is from RefSeq and is a predicted model, not a curated record. The transcript is spliced from 4 exons.
AGGUAGACCUGUUGCUGGCUGUAACCGUUGUGUCCUACAUGACUGCAGUCAAAAGUCCAUAGAUAUAUGUAAAACCAAAGAUGGAAUUUGUUAUAGCAAGAUUACAGACUUCCCAUUGGAGGGUCACAACAGAGAUCAGACAAGAUAUAACAAACUGGGAUGCAUGAAUCGUCGAGAUUGUCACCCAGUCAAUUACACUGCCAGCUUACCACAGGGCGGAUACAUCCACCUGGAAGUCAAGUGCUGCAACAAAAAUAUUUGCAAUCGACAAAUCCAAGUACCGGCUCAAAAGAAUCGUCCCUUCAAUGGGAUGCAGUGCCCAGGCUGCCUCGCCCGCAUCCCUAACGCAAAUGAAUCUUGUUCGAGUGACGCUACUGUCAGAUGUCGUGGCCAGGAGAAUAAAUGCAUUUCGUACACCGGUGGCCUUCAGGCACCCAAGUUCAACUAUGACCCAGUCAGCUUCAAAGGCUGUGCGACCAAAAAUCUGUGUGACUUACUAACAGGAGCCACAGAAAAAGGAAAUGACCUCCUGAAACCCAUAGACACAGUAGAAGCGGAAUGUUCCUGUGCCGAAUUCCCGGCUUAA